AUGCGUUUGUCAAUGACCAGCACCUCUCGUGCUCCAUGCCAUACUCCUCAGCGGCGGAGCGUCGCCCUCCGUCUCCUCCACGCCGGUGGCCAUUCCUGUACCGCUUUCUAUCUCAAAACCUGGUUCCAGGAAGGCUUUGAGAAUUUCUGGAAUCAGUGCCCAUGGGAAGAUGAUUUGAAAAGAACCGUGUGCCGUUUGAAGAGUCCAGCUGAAGCGUUCGUGAACAUGAAAAACCAAUACGGAGGAACGGGAAAUCAUUAG
Microthlaspi erraticum is the source of this 261-nucleotide messenger RNA. The record is from the annotation of a GenBank genome assembly. Lineage: Eukaryota; Viridiplantae; Streptophyta; Magnoliopsida; Brassicales; Brassicaceae.